AUGUCUUACAACAGAGAUGCCCAUACGUAUGAUGAAUUGCGUGAGCGUCGUUGGUCUCGCCGUCAAAUCAUCGAAGGUGACGCGGGCCCAGUGAUAGGGAGAAUACCUGAGGAAUAUGAACCAUCUCUUGCGUCAGGAGAACAUUAUUCAUACCCUUCCUCAUAUUUAUCUCAACCUGUUGCGUCAGGAGAACAGUAUUCAUAUCCUUCCUCAAAUUUAUCUCAACCUCUUGCAUCAGGAAGCCAAUAUUCAUCAGGGAAUUAUGGACAAAACUCAAACGCCGGACAAUAUGGACCUACAUUUGACAACCUAAAUAUUGCCCAACCUCAACCACAGACCGCGCAACACUUUCAGCAGUAUAGUCCACCGCCACCAUCCAUAAAUUCAAGUGAUCUUAACCCAUCAGUCAUAAAUCCCCAGGAAGUUCAAAAUUAUGGUAGUCUCAUGGCUGCUCAUAAUUACGCUCAGCGUAAGCAAGAUACUCGCCAUUUUCUUGGAGAUCAAAGACAGCUCUCUCCGCCUACACGGGGGCCUUCUUCCAUCUACGCCCAGACCCCAGGCACACCAACAACCUUCGAACAGCUAAAGACUGAGAUACCUGGAGCAAAGUACAUUCCUCGUCAAACUAAUGAACCACCCUAUGGAGAAUGGUCUACUGAUCCUUGGAAAUCAGGAUAUUUUCCGGAUUUCAACAAAACUCGGCCCAAUAAGGGUGUCGUGGCUGAUCUGUGGAUAGAUACAUGGCAGGGUAAAGCGGGCUGUGAGGAUGAAAAGAUAUGUCUUAUGUUUGAUCAUGUGGACUUAUAUCGACUAGCAUACAUCACUACAGUUCAUCUGGGAGCAGUGCACAGACCUGACACCAUAGUUGAAGGUUUGCAAGGAACAGGGCCUAACGGGAGUGAUCCGGUAAAUACGGUUGGUGACAUAGUGGCGAUACUCAAUAAAGCCGGAAGACCACCAGGCUUUGAAAGAGUAACUCAUUUGCGACCAAACGCCUUCACUGAGGAGCAAGUGAGGCACUUGUUCGACAUCAUGGCCAAUAAAAAAAACACGAAGCGUGAUAAAGCAUUCAGGAAUGUGGAGCAAUGGGCGCUACGUCCUUCAUGGUCUCCUCGACGGGUUCUUCGCAACGUGCCAGAAACGAUUGUGGAUUAUUGGGGACACACUUAUGAUAAAGCCCUGAGGGAUCCAGGCCUCCGAUGGGAUUGGCGAAUCAAAGAGUUCAUCUAUGUAGAAACUCUUGAUAUCGAAGGAAACGCGCAAUGGACAUUGGAGUCCAAUGAAUAUGAACCAGGCAGUCAACCUUCAGGGUCAACGUCAAAAGAACAACAAUCUGGAAAAUAUUUGAGACGACACAUUAAAGAUCCCAGUCAUUCGAAUUCAGGCUCCUCGAAUAGGCACCAUCGCUCACAUCACUCACAUCGCUCACAUCAUUCUAACCCAGAUGAGGAGCCCAAAGACAAGGGAAAGGGACGUAAACAUUAA
Molecule: messenger RNA, 1485 nt
Organism: Botrytis deweyae
Lineage: Eukaryota; Fungi; Ascomycota; Leotiomycetes; Helotiales; Sclerotiniaceae
Exons: 1
Coding region: 1-1485 (494 amino acids)
Source: RefSeq, a predicted model, not a curated record